AUGGAUUCCCUGGGCGAUAUUAUCCGCAAUGCCAAUGAGGUAUUGGGAUUCAAUCUGUCAACCCUGAAAGAAUUGGGGAAAAUGAAGCAAGAGACAUUGGAGAAGAAGUUGCUCAAUUUGCCCCCCGGGAUUCUUAACAUCAGAAGCGUCGCCUCCAUCUAUAUGGCAUGGCUGGCUGAACAGAUUGCAAAUGCGACUUCCUGGGAUGAUCCAAGUCCCGUCUGGAAAAUUUGCGGUUAUCUCCAGAACAAAUACUGCAGUGGUGUCCUCGCACUGCAGGUUUGGAAUGAAAUGCUCCUAGAAGCUCGCAUGGAGCAUAACAUGGAGGACCCAUGGACCACCAGAAUCCACCUACGAGGUCCUCUCGUUGAGAAGAUAAUCAUCCAGCUUCUUGUCCCGGAUUUUAGUCAACGAUAUCCCGUCUUCAAUAAAGGGAAAGCUAUAAAAGGAAACGCCAAUAAAGUACCGCUAGGACGCAGCAGGUUCAAGGUGCCUCCCCAGGAUCCCUUUCGAUCAACAGUGAAGAUGGAGGAGACAACAGGACCAAAAGUGAAUGCGGAGGAGAGACCCCAACAACCUGGCUAUCUUUGCCUCACGUGCAGUUGCGUUCAUCAUCAUAGCUAUAUCUGCCCGAAUAGCAACACCAAGGCCUCGCAAGAGCUGCCUAUAAAGGAAGAGCAGCCCGAGAAUAUCCUUGGCGCCGGAAACGCCUCUGCUGGACAGCGAUCGGCUUUGACAAGACAGGUGUCUCCCGAGACACCCUACCACACCUUUCGCUACGAUAACAGCGAGGAUUCCGAGAAGGAAGAUGCCCAUGCUGGACAGCCAUCGGCUUUGGAGGGACGCGCCUCUCUUGAUUCUCAGGGUCGUGACAUUCUUCCCACUACUACUGCGUACGAUACCUUCCGUGACGGCGUCUACCCGUACGAUUACUCUCGACCCGUGGAAUCGAACAGCGGCGGCUCUCUUGAAUCGCCUUACCAUACCUUCCGUGAGGGUGUCUACCCUUACAGUGGCUCUCGCCCCGAGCCUAGCACGGCUCCGAACAGCGGCGACUUUGCUGAAUUGCCAAACCAAACCGUUCGUGAGGAGACAGGCAAUAACCGCACUAUCAUAUUGAAGGAGUCAGGGGCAACUGAGGGGAGACUUACUCCAUGGAGCGAAGACGAUUCGGUCAAGGAUCAGAAAGCCAAUGCCACCCAGGAUCAGACAGCCAAUGCCACCCAGGAUCAGACUGUCAAUGCCGCCCAGGAUCAGACUAUCAAUGCCACCCAAGAUCAAACUGUCAAUGCCACGGGGCGAAAGGAAACCGAAGCCGAGAAAAAAAACAGGAUCGCGUACGAAGAGGCAGAUGCCUUCCUCGCCGAGCUUGGGAUGGAGCUAAUGCUUGCUUCGAAUGCCAAGCAGCCCGAGGCUGGACCCAGCCGUGUUCCUGGUGCCAAGCCCCCACGGAAGAAGCAGAAGAAGCAGCCCCGUGUGAGUGAGUUGGCUGCAGAGCCAAAGGCGUCGCUGCAGUCGCAACAGAUCCCCAAGCCACUUGUCCGGGACCCCCCCUAUCAUCCCGCUGUGGUCGCCCUGUUUCAGAACCGGGAGAAUGUCUAUGUCAACCAGGUUAAGCGAACAACCGCAGCCGACAUGUGGGACAAAUCAACAGAGAGCAAGGACGGACAGGAGAAGAAAGAUGGGAAUUAG
Clonostachys byssicola is the source of this 1692-nucleotide messenger RNA. The record is from the annotation of a GenBank genome assembly. NCBI's taxonomy places the organism in Eukaryota, Fungi, Ascomycota, Sordariomycetes, Hypocreales, Bionectriaceae.